Molecule: messenger RNA, 948 nt
Organism: Fusarium proliferatum ET1
Lineage: Eukaryota; Fungi; Ascomycota; Sordariomycetes; Hypocreales; Nectriaceae
Exons: 4
Coding region: 1-948 (315 amino acids)
Molecular function (GO): 2 iron, 2 sulfur cluster binding; iron ion binding
Source: RefSeq, a predicted model, not a curated record
AUGACGGACUGGGAUGUUACUCUUCCUGCUUCCUGGUACACUAGCUCGGGAAUCUACAGUCUAGAGAGGCGGGCAAUCUUUCUCAGGUCGUGGGUUCUUCUAGGAGCCGUAACGAAGUUUCCCGAAACCAAUGUUAACUAUGAGCAUGAGCUAGCUCAGAUCGACUUCAUUGUCCGUCGCGAAACUGAAGAUUGGGGAAGCAUUACAAUCACCAAGAAACACGAUGGUACCCUUAUGCGAUCGCACCUAACUCCAAAUGGUCUUGUUUUCUUGACACUGUCCGACGAGACCUGCUCCUUUGAAGAGUUUUUCCCUAGCUUUGAGGAGUCCACGGCCCACGCCGACUUUACUGAACUUCCACUGAGACGUCCUCUAAAGUACACCUCUCAUAAUAAUUGGAAGGCUGCGGUUGAUGCCUAUCAGGAGUGUCUCCAUUGUGCCUACGCGCACCCCGAGUUUGCAAAGACAUUCAAGCCUGCGGGCUACAAAGUCAUCAAUAAACACAACUACUCGCAGCAUAUGGCUACUGCAACUGGUGCCGAUGAUGGUUUAUUCUUUUUUCUUUUCCCGAACUGCUCUUUGAGCUUGUACGCGGGGGGUUUGACCUGCUGGCGCAUUAACCCAUCUGAGAAACCCGAACAGGCCCGCAUGGAGUUCGACUACUAUCACAAGGCCCCUUCCGGAAGCGAUGAGUUCGAAAAGUGGUAUAGCUUCACGCGAAAUGUUGCAGUUGAGGAUAUUGAGCUUUGUGAGAAGACUCAAGUCAAUCUUAAUAUUGGUAUUUACUCGGAGGGUCUGCUGAAUCCCGAGAAAGAGAAUGGAGUUAUAUACUUCCAUGGCCGUAUACUUGAGCUGUGUUCGUCUCAGUUGGAGAAAGAAGAGGCUACGCAACCCCUAGCCAGGCCGUUACAGGGAAACCCAAUUCCUCUUCUCCAAACAUCCGGUUAG